AUGUCUACUGAACGCACUUAUAUCAUGGUCAAGCCCGACGGUGUCGAGCGAGGUCUUGUCGGAGAGGUUAUCAAGCGCUUCGAGAGCCGUGGCUACCAGCUUGUUGCUCUUGAGCUCAUGCACCCCACCAAGGCUCUUCUUGAAGAGCACUAUGGUGACCUCAAAACCAAGUCCUUUUUCCCUAAACUUGUGACCUAUAUGCUUUCUGGCCCUGUUGUUGGUAUGGUUUGGGCUGGCAAGGAUGUUGUCAAGACUGGCCGCAAAAUGCUCGGAGAGACCAACCCACUUGCCUCUGCUCCCGGCACCAUCCGUGGUGACUUCUGCAUUGAUGUUGGCAAGAACAUUUGCCACGGAUCUGACUCUGUCGAGUCUGCCGAGAAGGAAAUUGCCAUGUGGUUCCCUCGUGGUGCUAAGAGCUGGGCUCGUGGUCUUGACCGUCUCUUUUACGAAUAA
This is a messenger RNA of Batrachochytrium dendrobatidis JAM81, 453 nucleotides long. RefSeq lists its product as uncharacterized. Gene Ontology annotation, molecular function: nucleoside diphosphate kinase activity. Gene Ontology annotation, biological process: CTP biosynthetic process; UTP biosynthetic process; GTP biosynthetic process. The coding region runs from base 1 to 453 and encodes 150 amino acids. The record is from RefSeq and is a predicted model, not a curated record. NCBI's taxonomy places the organism in Eukaryota, Fungi, Chytridiomycota, Chytridiomycetes, Rhizophydiales. The transcript has 4 exons.